AUGAAUACUUUGACAGUUAGAUCAUUCAAUGCCACUUCGAUUUCUUCAGAUAAUUCUAACGACGCUUUAUUCAAAACAAUUGGUAUAAUCCUCGCUCUAUCCAGUGGUUUUUUUAUUGGAUCAUCAUUUGUAUUUAAGAAAAAAGGAUUACUUCAAGCAGGGGGAAUUGCUGGUAAAGGACAUGCAUAUCUUGCAAAUUCAUUAUGGUGGAUGGGAAUGAUACUUAUGAUUAUUGGAGAAAUAUGCAAUUUUGUAGCUUAUGCAUUCACCCAAGCAAUUUUGGUUACUCCUUUGGGUGCUCUCAGUGUAGUCAUAAGUGCAGUCUUAUCAUCUAUUUUCCUUAAAGAAAGAUUAACAUUUGAAGGCAAAGUUGGUUGUGCUCUAUGUGUUAUGGGUGCAACUAUUAUAGUCAUGCAUGCUCCAGCUCAACAAACUGCUCCAACCAUUCAAGAAUUUAAAAAUUUAUUUUUUGCUCCUGCAACUUCAAUAAUAAUAAUUUGGAAAAUUGCUCCAAAAUGGGGAUCAAAAAAUCUAUUUGUUUACAUUGGUGUUUGUUCACUUAUUGGAUCUCUUUCAGUGGUUACAACUCAAGGAAUAGGAACAGCUAUUGUUACCACAAUUACUAAACCUGGAGAAAAUCAAUUCAAAGAGUGGUUUUUUUAUGUAUUAUCCGCGUUCGUAAUUGUUACUUUAUUAACCGAAAUCAAUUACUUAAACAAAGCUUUGAAUUUAUUUAACACCGCUAUGGUAACACCAGUAUAUUAUGUUACGUUUACUGGAUUAACUAUAAUAAGUUCAGCUAUAUUAUCUCAAGGUUUUAAAUCUGCUCCUAUUAGUAUCGCUACAGUUGUAAUGGGUUUUUUCGUAAUAUGUUCGGGUAUUAUUUUAUUAUUUAAAUCUAAAAAAGAUGAUUCAUCUUUUUCAAAGAAUGCAGAAUCCGAUAAUCUUAAAAAGGAAGAUGAAAAUGAACAUGCUUUUGGUAUUCGAGCUAGUUUGGGAAGUAUUCAUAGAUUAUCACGUUCAUAUCCUUCUCAAAAUUCAUCUACUCUUCCCACCAAUAACAAAGAAUAUAGUAAAGAAUAUGAUAAUAAAGAAUCUAUUGGUAAAGAUGAUGGAAAACAAUCACAACAUAUAAGUAUUCAAAGUUCGAGAUUUUCAGCUGGUUUACCCCCAAUAAAUGAAUCAUCAAUGAAUCUUUAUCCUUAUCGAGAAGAUAAUAGAGAAGUUUACAAUACAACACCAAAUGAAUCAAACCACCAAUAA
Messenger RNA from Diversispora eburnea, 1263 nucleotides. NCBI's taxonomy places the organism in Eukaryota, Fungi, Glomeromycota, Glomeromycetes, Diversisporales, Diversisporaceae. The record is from the annotation of a GenBank genome assembly.